UUUGCCCCCGUUCGGCGAGCAGGCUCCGAGUGUGGCGGGCCUCCUGGCCAUGGCGGCGCUGGGCCGGCCCUUCAGCGGGCUCCCCCUAGGCCGCAGCCCCGAGUUCGCGCAGCCCGCCGGCCUGGGCCUGCCGCGCCCCUGCCUCAAGGCCCCGCGCAACGCACCCCGACCACGGGUCUUUCUCCACAAUAGAAAGAAGCACAAGAGAGAAGAAGAUGAUGAUGGUUUACCAGCAAAUAAGAGACGACUGACCGAGUGUGCGCUCGGUCCUGUGGACCCUAAUCUCCGGGACUGGGUUCUCCAUGAACACGAGCAAGGUAUGAGUCAAGGAGUAAGCCAGUGCAUUGGUGCCCUCCCCACCCCCAGCGCCCUGGAUGUCACCUGCGAAGAAAUGGAUCAGACAGCUGGAGACCAGCAGUGUGAAAUGGCCCGCAGAAAGCUUCAGGAGAUUGAGGAGAGAUUGAUCGAUGAAGAUGAAGACGUUGAAGCUGAUAGAAGUGUGAGCAGUUUACCCACGCUCAUUAUGUCUGAUGCUCUGAAAACAGGUCUGAAACGGGAAUUGGAUGAAGUCCUCACGAAGAAAAUAAUUGAGUCCAUGAACCGUCCUUCCAUGGAGUUGGUGCUGUGGAAACCACUUCCUGAAAUUCUCCCCGACAAGCCAAAGCGUCUAUCUGGUGUUAAGAACUUCCCACAAGAAACAAGAAAGGGCCGCGCCAAGCCAGGGGUAGCCGGAGCCGGCUUCCAUCGGCGAACUGAACUCUUCUCUGAGGCUCAGCCAGCAGAGAUACCUCUGUACAAUAGCUUGGAGCCAGCGGGGUAUACAGAAGAAGAAAUGGAACUCUAGACACCCAUUGGAAAGAAUUUUCUGAACGUUCCUGGGUUCGAUUGUGAGACUUUCCUAGCGGACAUUGUGGGUUUGAAAGUCAUUCCAGUUGACAUUCUGCCCAGGGCCUGUGUGGGACAGCAACUUUUUGAAAAGGGAGUUGUUUGGAGCGGGAGGAAGCACUUUCCAUUUGGUUGAUUGGGACUGUCUGAAAACUGCCUUGGGAGGAGGAUUAAAGUCUAGAUAAUGAAUGUAUUGGUGGCUUGGGCCAUCCAUUGUACCUUCUGAGCCAUGAAAAAUUUGCUGGGGGCGAGGGGGCGGUGCUCCUCGGUGUUAGCAUUAGUAGUUGUCAUUUCACAGGUGGAGCAGGGAUUUUGCCACUCUGGAGUGUAGCCUGACAGUCUUGUCACACUUUGUAACGUCAGCAAAGAGCUCAGGGGCCAGUGGUAUCGCUUAACAGGUAGGAGGAAGGGACGUGACCUGUAGCCGAAUUUAGUGAUAAGAAGUAACGUCGGGGAUCGGGAGGCAUCCUGUAUUAGUUAUCUACUAACUAGUUCUUUUGACCCAAGGACAAGUAAAAGUGAGCCUCCUCUUUUUGCCUUGUAGGAGUGGAGAGAAAUCAAGGUUAAAACCGUGGUGGAGGGUUACAUGAGAUUUACAGUUGUGUUACUGUUCACCCCUUAUCUCGUAUGACCUGACGUGACUAGUAGUGAUCCAGAUGGGUCAUCUGUAAUGUUUGUAGUAUUGGAUUGCUGAGGUGCUUUAAGUUGAACCCGUGUGACUUGUGCCAAUUGGCUAAAAGGGAGUAUCCUUCAGGUAACUGAGUGCUUUCACUUUCCAGGGUUGAGGAUGGUUUCUCUAAACCAGAAGAACGUGCCCUGGGUGGCUUCCCCUAACGUAAUUCGAGCAAGAAUUCAUUCUGCUAGUGACGUCUGACACAAAGAGUGAAUUUCGAAUUCAUUUUAGUGUACAUAAAUAAACAGCUCGUGUACAUGGUGAUGAGCCCAUUAUGCAGCAAAGACUAUCUUCAGCAGUCUUCUCAGUAACGGGGUCAUCACCUCUGAGCUCCUUAAUCAGUCCUCACGGGUUUCCUCUGGAGUCAUCUGGAAUAAGAUAUUUGGGUUAGUUUUUUUUCCCCCCUCAGGAAGAUGAGCGCUGGCUUUCUGUUGUUGAGUUGGAUGCCGAGUGAAUUAAGCGUGCUAUGUUACAACUGAAAGUCCUCCAUGAGGUGCACUGGCCUUUCUAAAAACUUACUCAGGUGACGGCUUUUCCCAUUUCUUCCUGCUCAACCAACUAGCAUUUCCUACAGGAAGAAGUGCUUCAUACUGGUAGGUAGAGUGGGUGGUGGAAAUCAGCACUUUAAGCAGUUUUUAAUCUCUUGCUGAAGCCUCCUCCCUUGUUACAAAUAUAUAAAAGGGAGAUCUGGUCUGUCAAAAGAAGUAGCUUCUGCUUUUGCCUAUUUAGCGCCUGCCGUCAUUAUCUUUACUUCUUUGGGUAACCAGAAAAAAGUUGAAUAUUUGUAACGAUAUUUGUAGACAUCUAAUUAGCAAUCUAGUUUUGAACCAUUUUUGAAGCCACAAGAAACUAGCUCAAUCAGUCUCUUAGGUUCGGACUUGGAAGCUGAAGGUGGCCCUUUUUGGUUUCUUUUUCUAACUUUUCUAAUUGUAAAUUCCCUAAAAAUAAUGGCCUGGGAAGUUCCAACUCCAUGGAGCUCGAUUUUCAUGAAACCACCUUGCAAAAUAUAAAGCCUUAAAUAUUUUGGUGCAAGAAGGAUUGCUAGAAUACCUGAACAGAGGGGAACAUUUAUCACCAAUUAGAGGUACAAUGCUGGCUCUGAAAAGGGGAUCAAACUGUACUCUCUCAGAAUUGUUUUAUCUACAAAGGUUUAGAGCCUGGAAAAGUUUUUUAAAAAAGGUCACAGGUUUGUUAACUCCAAAUGAAACUGGCAGUGAGGUAGCAGGUUAUAGAAAAUACAUAAUUCAGAAAAGUUUUCUAUGCUUUGAUAUCUUUUUUUGCAAAAAAAGGAAAAAAAAAGGUUUUGAUGUUCCUGCCUGAUGUUUCUUUUGCGUAUGAUACAAAUAUAACAAAGGUUACUGUUCAGAUGUUCCUUUUUCCUCUUCAGGUGCUUAAUUACUCUGAGCCAUCCUACUCAGACCUUAGGCUGCCUCUACUUUUUUUUUUAAGCAUAAAGCUUUUGUUCUUUAGAGGUUUUUCUAUGAUUCGUUAUCUGUAUUUAUUUAGGGUUACUCCUGCAGCAUGGACCAGAAGAUGGGGGAGAAACAAGGGGGGAUUUUGUCUGGAGCAGGUGAACUUUUAUAAGCAAAGACUGAAUUAUUUGUAAAAUUUUACAGGUGGCAGGAAUGAUAUAAUGCCAGGGAAGCCCUGAAAAGUUUCUGGGUGUUUUAUUUCCAGUUGAGAAUCUGGUCUUUUGGUAUGUCAUGGUUUUCAAUAAAACUUUUGUGUUUUUGACUUA
Molecule: messenger RNA, 3296 nt
Organism: Tachyglossus aculeatus (Australian echidna)
Lineage: Eukaryota; Metazoa; Chordata; Mammalia; Monotremata; Tachyglossidae
Gene: CCDC117
Product: coiled-coil domain containing 117
Exons: 5
Coding region: 50-844 (264 amino acids)
Source: RefSeq, a predicted model, not a curated record